Alligator mississippiensis (American alligator) is the source of this 3528-nucleotide messenger RNA. It is a transcript of the gene ABCD1, whose product is annotated as ATP binding cassette subfamily D member 1. The coding region runs from base 449 to 2884 and encodes 811 amino acids. The transcript is spliced from 10 exons. Gene Ontology annotation, biological process: peroxisome organization; fatty acid beta-oxidation; very long-chain fatty acid catabolic process. Gene Ontology annotation, molecular function: ATP hydrolysis activity; long-chain fatty acid transmembrane transporter activity; ATP binding. The record is from RefSeq and is a predicted model, not a curated record. Gene Ontology annotation, cellular component: peroxisomal membrane. Lineage: Eukaryota; Metazoa; Chordata; Crocodylia; Alligatoridae.
AUGCUACUAGAAGCGCUGUUGUCAUCCCGCCGGAAGCACCACCCCUACCGGAAGCACUUAAAUGAAGCGGCAGUAAGGUCACUAUGACACCUAUGGAGGCGAAAGUGGCCUCACACCCGCACCUUAUGCUCUUUUACUCCCCGCCCCGCGCCACGUUUUCCCGGGGGUGGGACUCUGACCUCAGACUCCCGGAUCCUCGGGCAAAAGUUUCCCCACAGACGGAAACCCACGAGGCUCAAUCCAGAGUCACUCCGCGUUAUCCCGCCCCCCCUUUCCGUUUUCGGUUGUAUUGGGGCGCAAAUCCGGAGUCGCUCUAAAUCCGGUGGGGGGAUGGGAACAUAUUUUCCCCGCAAGCCUUGAACCGCCGAUCCCGGAGGCUUCGAUGCCUCCCGCGGAGCCAUAGCGCCUUUAGAAAAGCCGCGUCUCUGUGGUCCGGGUCGGUGUCUCUAUGGUUAAAGGGGGCGUCUCUGUGGUCAACAGGGGCGGGGAGGCCGCAGGGCCCUCCCUUCUGCUCCCCCGCCCCCGUGGCCCGGGGGCAGGGCAUUGUGGGAUAAGGGCGGAACCGGCAGGCCCUGACAGCUCAGUACGCGCCCUACGGGGUAGUAGCCAGCAUAGGGUGGGAGCCCAGGGCCCUCCUGCCAUGGCACCUGCCAUGCCCCGGGCUCGGCUCCAGCUCGCAGCUACAGGGGCUGCUGUGGCCUUAGCCACCACCGCUGCAGCUGUGGCCACUUGGCGCCUAUACCACCACCGGCGCGCUGGGGAGCCCCCUGGUGGCUGGGAGGAUUUUCGAUGUGGCCAGAAGAGACCCCCUGGUGGUUUGGAAGACUCCAAGUCUGGCCAGACACCCCCUGGUGGCCAGGAGGUGACCCCUGCUGCCCAGGGGAUGCCCCCCCGUGGCUGGGAGGACUCCAGCGGCAACCAGGAAACACCCCCUGGUGACCCAGAGGACCCCUUGCCCUCCUGGCCCUCAGAGCGGAAGGCCCCGGCAGCUGUGGAUGCGGUCUUUGGGCGACGUCUGAGGCGCCUCCUGGCACUGGCCCUGUCAGGCCCCCUGAGCCCUGAGGCUGGGCUCCUGGCUCUGCACACAGCUGCUCUGGCCAGCCGCACCUUCCUCUCGCUCUAUGUUGCCCAACUCGACGGGCGCUUGGCCCGGGCUGUGGUGCGAUGCCGUGGCCGCCGCUUUGCCAGCCUCCUCUUGCGGUGGCUGCUCUUAGCCUUGCCAGCUACAGGUGUCAACAGUGCAUUGCGCUAUUUAGAAGGGCGGCUGGCCUUGGGACUACGAGGCCGGUUGGUAGCCCAGGCCUACGCCCUCUACUUCCAGGGUCAGGCAUACUACCGGGCUAGCCACAUGGAUGGGCGACUGGCGGCCCCUGAGCAGGCACUGACGGAUGAUGUGGCAGCCUGGGCAGGUGCUGUGGCCCGGCUCUACUCCAACCUGACCAAGCCGGUGCUGGAUGUGGCUGUGACUAUGGUGGCCUUGCUUGGGGCAGCGCAAGCGCGGGGGGUUGGAGCAGCUGGGCCGGCAGCACUGGCUGGUCUGGUGGUGGGAGCCACAGCUUGGUUGCUCCAGGCCUGUGCCCCUGACUUUGGGGAGCUGGUGGCUGAAGAGGCGAGGCGCUGCGGACAGCUGCGGGGCCUCCACGCUCGCCUGGCUGCCCAUGCUGAAGAGGUUGCCUUCUACGGGGGUCACCAGGUGGAACAGGCAGUGCUGGUGCGGGCCUACACAGCUCUGGCUGGGCAGCUGGAGCGGACGUUGCGGGCUCGGCUAGGCUAUGUGAUGCUGGAGCAGCUGCUGCUCAAGUAUGUCUGGAGCGCAGCUGGGCUGCUUAUGGUGGGGCUGCCCCUACUGCGUGGUCCCCCUAUGCCCUUCCACGGCCUUGGCGGGGCAGUGGUGGUGGAUGAGGGGGCAGGUGUUGGGGAGCGAACAGAGGCCUUCACCACCGCCCGGAGCCUCCUGCUGGCAGCUGCUGAUGCUGUGGAGAGAGUACUUUCCUCCUACAAGGAGGUGACGGAAUUGGCUGGAUACACUGCCCGGGUCUACGAGAUGUUCCACAUCUUUGAAGACGUGGCACGAGGCCGGAUACAGCGCCCAGGGGAUGCUGAGGGGGGUGGAGCCGAAGCAAGGACAGAGCUACCCCCUGUCCUCCGCCAUGGGCUGUGCCUCCAGGGGCCCCUCCAAAUCCGAGGCCAGGUCGUGGACGUGGAAAACGGCAUCGUGUGUGAGAACAUCCCCAUCAUCACUCCCACUGGGGAGGUGGUGGUGCCUAGCCUGAGCCUGCGGGUAGAGGAGGGCACCCACCUGCUGAUCACAGGCCCCAACGGCUGUGGGAAAAGCUCCCUGUUCCGGGUGCUGGGGGGACUCUGGCCUGUCUACAGUGGUGUCCUCUACAAGCCACCCCCGCACCGCAUGUUCUACAUCCCCCAGCGGCCCUACAUGUCAGUGGGGUCGCUGCGGGACCAGGUGAUCUACCCUGACACUGUGGCUGACCUGGUGCGCAAGGGGCUGUGUGAUGCCGAUCUGGAACAAAUCCUCGACCUAGUCAGCCUCACCUACCUAAUACAACGUGAAGGAGGUUGGGAUACAGUCAGUGAUUGGAAGGAUGUCCUGUCUGGUGGAGAGAAGCAGCGGCUGGGGAUGGCCCGGAUGUUCUACCACAGGCCACGGUAUGCGCUGCUGGAUGAGUGCACAAGUGCCGUGAGCAUCGAUGUUGAGGGCCACAUUUUCCAGUCUGCCAAGGAUGCUGGCAUUGCACUGCUAUCCAUUUCCCACCGGCCCUCGCUCUGGCGGUUCCACACUCACAUGCUGCAGUUUGAUGGAGGUGGGGGCUGGCGCCUGGACCCCCUGGAUGCAGCUGCCCACAAGUCAUUGACAGAGGAAAAGUAGCACCUUAAGGCCCAGCUGGCUUCUCUGCCUCGCACCCAGCUCCACCUCCACGACCUGCAGCACCUGCUGGGGGAGAAGUGGGGUAUCCCUAAUCCCCACCAGGACAAUCCUGAGCUCCCAUAAACCCAAUUCCUCCAGGCCUUUAUAGCCCUCCCCCCCAGUGCCCUGCAGCUCUCCCUCUAACUCCACAGUCCUGUCCUGGCCCUGAUUAGGUCCCACAAAACCCCCACCCUUCAAAGCUCCCUAGACCUUUUAUAGGUCCUCAGACCCUCCCAGGCUCCCAGACCUGCCCAGGCCCUUCCUGCCCCCUAGACCCUCACAGCCUGCCCUGUGGCUCCCCCCUCCCCCCCAGAUGAUGGAGACCCCUGGCCCCUAAGCCCUUGGACACAUCCUUGCACUUAACCCUGUCCUCCUUGGGCAGGGCCAGGGAUCUCCCAAAGCUGACUUGCCCCUGCUGCCCCCCACAGCCAGAGGGAGGGGGCUGAAGGAUGGGCAGGGGAUGGUCACACCCUUCCAUCCUCCCCAGCUAUGGGGGGUAUCCCAUAAUUCUACACCUUCAGGACAUAUGUGGUAUGGGAGCCCCCCUCUCCCCCAGAGUGCCUUAAAGUACCAGUAAAUAGCUCUGAUGCUGCCCCCCCCCGCUC